Messenger RNA from Cephus cinctus (wheat stem sawfly), 2422 nucleotides. RefSeq lists its product as uncharacterized. The coding region runs from base 942 to 1748 and encodes 268 amino acids. Lineage: Eukaryota; Metazoa; Arthropoda; Insecta; Hymenoptera; Cephidae. Gene Ontology annotation, cellular component: SCF ubiquitin ligase complex. Gene Ontology annotation, molecular function: protein binding. The transcript is spliced from 3 exons. Gene Ontology annotation, biological process: SCF-dependent proteasomal ubiquitin-dependent protein catabolic process; protein polyubiquitination. The record is from RefSeq and is a predicted model, not a curated record.
AAAUUUUGAUCAUGCGAAGAAUAAAGGAACAGAGCAAACUUCAGCAGGAUUAUACAAUAAAAACCUUUGGGGAUAGAAUGUUCGGUGAAGAAAAUCGUAAUUUAUUAUGCCGUGACAUUAGUCUCGAGCGUUGCUAGCACAACAUUGAUUUCCCGGUAGGUAACGUGUUUCUAACUGCUAGAGGGAAUAUUAAUGAUGUACAAAUAAUCAUCGCGUACUUCAUUUAACUUGCCAACAUCGUCCCUACUUUUAAAUACGUAUUACGACAGACUUCAAGCAUGGUUAGUACUUCCGGUAUAUGAUCUACGAUCAUUUGAAAUUUUAUAAUGGCAGCUGUAUAAAUCUACGGACGUACAUUGACACGCGUAGUACACGGCUUGUGAAAUCAUUAAGAAGGGACAUUAUGUUUUUUGCUAAUGCGAUACAACGGAACUAUUUAUAAAAAAAAAACAUUGUCGUCUUAUUACGGAACCUUCUCUAUCAUUUAUUUACACGACACGAACGAGAAACGCGACGUGCCAACGAAUCAUCCUGAAAUGACUCGGUGAGUCAUUUAAUCGAGCGAAAUUCGUGACUUUGUUUUUACUGGCGUAGAAAAGGGGCGAAACCCUAGAACUUACAUUUGCCAUUCACGCUAUAGGCCGGAAACACGAGAUACGAGACUCUGCCCUUUAUUUCACUCCCAUGGACGCGUUACUUCCGUGCGAUACGAGCGAAGACGCGUUCGCCAUGUUUUAUUUUUAACCGGGAAAUUCAUAAGGAGCGAUUUGACACACGUCACGGCGCUAAAUCUCCCGUGUAAUGUCCGUUACGUAGUACUAUAACUUUCAUUGCUCGAUAUUAGGUUUGUGAUACAGAAAAAGAAGAAAAAUUGUCAAAGACCUUAAGAAUGACGUGAGAAACGGCGGCGAAUUCAAAUAGACAUAGGUGUGCAUCUAGAAAUGGGAAUGAGAAGAGGCAGAACGUGUAAAAAUGUAUCGACAAGCUGCGAGAGUCCUUCGAAACGUUCAAAGAAUACAGAGAAUGAGAAUUCCUCGGAAAAUUCAUUGGGAGCCAGUAUCAAUGUCCUUCCCGUUGAAAUCCUCCUCGAGAUAUUCUCCUACCUGUCGUCGCAGGAUCUGUACAGUUUGCAAAGAGUCUCCACAUUUUUCGAGGACAUUGUACGAGACCCGGUGGUAUGGCGAGAUUACGAGGUGACAAACAACAGUAUGAACACGUCAGACGUGCUUCAGGAACUGAAGAGGAUGCCUUUCCUGAAAAGGAUCAGAAUCGAAGCCAGGGCCGACAGCGAUGACAUUCUGCGACAAGUUUCGUUAACGAAUAAGAAUAUCGAGGAGCUUCAUAUUAUAAAUUGUACAGGUUCGACGGCCAAACUCUACCUGCGUUCCUCGCAUCUGAUUCGCAUACUAGAAAGAUGCAAUCGUCUUCACACGAUAAAUAUCCUUGGUACUCGUUUCCGCGGUCUCAAGUUUUAUCGACUCCUGGGAAGCAUGGGCUUGAGAUUGAGAGCAGCAGCGGCGCCGGCUACGUCAACGCAAUUCAAGACCUUCGCAAAGCACGCUCAUCACAUAAGAGCCAAGGAUCGAAAAGUUAUUAGCGAGUGGUGUCGUGGCGUUAGGAAUUGGAUGCCCUUGCAGUAUAGCGUACUAGAACAGGUUGGAGGUCAGGCGUGCACGGCCCUGGUCAGCUAUUUGUACGACGACUUUGUAUCGAUCGACGCGACCUCCUCCUGCAAAGCUUCGACCUAAACGAUUUCCCGUUGCUCGACGUAAAUAUAGAAUAUUUUUUUUUUCUUCGUGACUCAAGAGUCAAAUCAGUUGCGCAACUGAUACAUUUAAGAUAUCGAAUUUAACGAUACAGACUGUUAACCAUCGAUACUGAUCAAUCGUGUAACAGAUUAUCAAACUAAGCUACCGUGGAACGCACGAAAUGACAAUUAAAGAUCUUAAGUCGUGUCGACGAUUAAAGCAAUCGGCGUCGAUUGACUUCAAUGGAACGCCCUGAUUUCUUUACUUUAUUUCUCUCACAGAAAUCACUUCCUGUGGAUAUAUACGAAAAUAACAAAUUCAAGUCACUGUACUCACGAGGCUGGAUUGGAUAAUUAAUUCGAAAUUCCUCGUCGAACAGUCACGAUGACGAUGCCGAUGUAACGCUCGGUCGAUUGUAAGUUGUACGAAGACUGCGCAUCGAUUCUUCACGGCACUUUGUCAACGACGAUUCCUCGGGCACGGAUACUUACAUAUUUAUGAUUCCAGUACAUUAAUGUCUAUGGUAUAUAGAAGCGAUUUCUAUUUUCACGCAUUUCGGGGGAAGCGGCUUAAAAAGACCCUGAGCAAAGCUCUGAUCCAAUUGACACUAGACAGUGAAAUAGUCUUACCACUUGUACUGAUGAUCGUUACAGAAUAUAAUGGAGGUUGGAUGA